GGAUGAGGUCAAGCCUACCAAGCUCCCUACAGUUCCUAUUACACUUCUGAAAAGAAGAAAAAGAGUUGGUCGUGAUAUUAUCAAGCAACAACGUGUGCGUUCCGAAGAGUUACGGAAACGUGCUCGAAAACGUAGAAGUCUCAUACGACCUCCAAUCCGUUUUAUCAAGACGGGUCUCAAGCGCUCGCAAGACGAAUUGCGUUUACAGCGAAUAGCCAAACGGAAAUCUCCCUGCUUAACAUCUGAUCAACCAAAACUUGGUGUUGUAAUUCGUUUAAAGGAGGAUGAAGAACAAAUUGCGGAUAUUUGUAAAGAUGUAUUCCGUUUACUCCGUCUUGACACAUACAACCAAGCUGUCUUCAUCAAAAUUACUAAGUCUACUGAAUAUUGUUUCACCCUACAUAGUAUGGGGUUAUCCUUCCAUACAAGUAGUGCGCGAUAUGGUUAUGAAGCGUGGACGCACUAUGCUUGGUAG
Schistosoma turkestanicum is the source of this 475-nucleotide messenger RNA. NCBI's taxonomy places the organism in Eukaryota, Metazoa, Platyhelminthes, Trematoda, Strigeidida, Schistosomatidae. The record is from the annotation of a GenBank genome assembly.